Molecule: messenger RNA, 993 nt
Organism: Tripterygium wilfordii
Lineage: Eukaryota; Viridiplantae; Streptophyta; Magnoliopsida; Celastrales; Celastraceae
Exons: 6
Coding region: 149-724 (191 amino acids)
Biological process (GO): protein folding; chaperone-mediated protein complex assembly
Cellular component (GO): cytosol; nucleus
Molecular function (GO): Hsp90 protein binding; protein-folding chaperone binding
Source: RefSeq, a predicted model, not a curated record
AUUUAAAUAUCAGUAGAAACUAGAAAGUACUAGAACUGACGGGCUCUCUAUCUCUACACUUAAAUAGUUAAAUCACAGUUCCCCUGUGCAGAGUGCGUACUAAGCUUUCUAGGGUUUUACUCGCUCUCUCUUUCCCUUUAGAGACAGAAUGAGUCGCCAUCCUGAGCUGAAAUGGGCCCAGAGGCAAGACAAAGUUUUUAUCACAGUGCAAUUGCCUGAUUCAAAGGAUGCAAAGGUCAAUCUCGAGGGAGAAGGUAUCUUUACUUUCUCAGCUAGUAGUGGAGCUGAAAACCACCUUUAUGAACUGAAAUUGGAGCUUCAUGAUAAGGUCAAUGUGGAGGAAAGUAAAGUCAAUGUAGGGCCGAGGAGCAUUUUCUGCAUCUUGGAGAAAGCUGAAAAGGGGUGGUGGAAAAAGUUAUUGCGUGGAGAUGGCAAGGCGCCUCAUUAUGUGAAGGUAGAUUGGGACAAAUGGGUGGACGAAGAUGAAGAUAAUGGUCAUGGUGAUUUAGACCUGGGAGGGAUGGAUUUCUCUAAUUUCGGGGGUAUGGGGGACAUGGGCGGCAUGGACAUGGGUGAUGAUGGUCCGGGUGAAUUUGAUGAUAGUGAUGAUGAAGAUGAAGUUGCGAUGCCAGAAGCAGAGGACGUUGAGAAGACAGGAGCUGAGAAGGCUGCAGAAAAAGAUGCUGAUAUGAGUAUAGCAGGCAGACAAGAAGAUAAAAAAUAAACCAUCUAAAGUGUGAUUGAUAUAAUUAUAAUUGUUCACUUAAACUUAUAUUUGUGCAUUAAAUUUUCAGUAUUUGAGGCUGGUUAUAUGCGUGUUUGUUUCCUUUCUCGAGUGCAGUUGAAAUUUACCUGGUCAUUGAGAGGGAUUGAGAUCAUUAGUUUCUGACUUUGUGUCUUGUCUUAAUUAGCAAAAACGCUUAUUGUAAAUCUGUAUUCGAUCUUCUUACUUCUGAUCGUUCCCUGUAAUUUUCAUCGUCUUGAUUCCUGUUG